Molecule: messenger RNA, 5236 nt
Organism: Diospyros lotus (date-plum)
Lineage: Eukaryota; Viridiplantae; Streptophyta; Magnoliopsida; Ericales; Ebenaceae
Product: F-box protein CPR1-like
Exons: 3
Coding region: 241-1410 (389 amino acids)
Molecular function (GO): protein binding
Source: RefSeq, a predicted model, not a curated record
GCCUGCACCUAUUGCCCCUUCCAUACCCCAAAGGAAAGAUACAUAAAAUAAACACGUCCUGAUACAUAAUCCAGUUCGCUCUUGCUCGCCGCAAUCCCUCUUUUCUGUUGCUCGCGCUUCAAUUUAUUUUCUUCCUCAUAAUCCUACCCACAUCGUAGAUUACUUGUCACAAGCAUAUAUACUUCCAUAGAUUCUCCUCUGAUUCUCCGUUCAGCUUUGCCAAUCCGCCCCUCUGCAGAAAUGUCGGCCCUGCCGGCAGAGAUUCUCGCCGACAUACUCUCCCGGUUGCCCGUGAAGCCGCUUCUCCGUAUCCGAUGCGUCUCCAAGCCUUGGUGUGCCCUAAUAGACAGCUCCAGCUUCGUCAAAUUGCAUCUGAAUCGGUCACUGGAGACCAAGACCAAUUUGAGCUUCAUCCUGAGAGACGACCACCUCCACUCGGUGGACUUCGAUUCGAUGGACGGCGUCGCAGAGGCGAUGAGCCUCGAUCACCACCCUCUCCGGUGUCAGGACUACGGCACGGAGGUUUGGGGCUCUUGCGACGGGUUGAUUUGUAUGUCCAAUGCUCUUGACACCGUUGUUUUGUGGAACCCUAACACCAGGAAGUCCCGAAAAUUGCCCUACUCGCCGGUUGAGUUUGAGGACGCAUCCAAGUUUCAUGCGUGUCGCGUAUAUGGAUUUGGGUAUGAUAGUGCUAGUGAUGAUUACAAGGUGGUGAGGAUAGUGGCGCUCCGAAGCAAUGAUCUUUCUGCUUUUCGUUACGAGGUUAAGGUUUAUAGUUUGAAAGCGAAUUCUUGGCACAGGGCUGGGAAGUUCCCUCAUUACCCUAACUUGAAAAGAACUUGUGGUGUACUAGCCAAUGGAUCUUUGCACUGGGUUGUGACUCAAGGUUUUGAUGUCCGGAAGGAUGGCUCGAUAGUUGCUUUUGAUCUCGCGCGAGAGGAUUAUCACGUAGUGCCACAACCAGACUAUUCGGAUAUGAAUUUCUUUAUGUUAGUCCAUAGUUUAGGGGGAUGCCUUUCGAUAUUCUGCAAUUAUUACUUGUCCCGUGUUGAUAUAUGGGUGAUGAAAGAAUACGAUGUAAAGGCAUCAUGGACUCGGUUAAUUUCAGUUGCCCAACCAGGAGUAAUCGGGCCUUUUCAGUAUUUGAGGCCCGUUACUUAUUCAAAGGAUGGCAGGGAAGUACUCUUAGAACAAGACAGCAGCAGGCUUAUUUGGUAUGACUUGAAACUGAAGAGGGCCAGGGAUGUUAGGAUUCAAGGCACGCAAGACAUGAUGAUGCAAAUGGAGCUGUGUGUGGGAAGCCUUAUUCCUUUGAAUGGUGGUGGUGAAACUGAUGGGAAGAAGCAGCAAGAAAAAGAGGAGAGGAAUAUGAAAGAUUUCCUUACAAAGGGUUUCAAAUUGGUGCUAUAAGCUACUGGUAGAUGAAAGGGAAGCAAGUGCUAAAUGUUGGAGAGAGGAUUAGGCAAUGUGAAUGUCCAUUUAUAAUAAUAAAUGACUACAAAUGUUGAAAACACAUAACAAAAGGGCAUUAACUAUAUGAGAAGGUGAUGCGGUCACUAACUGGUUCAAGAGACAAGAUGGAAGGCAGUUCAAGAGCCGGUCCAAACCGGCCCAAAAGUGGCCAGCCCGGCCCAAACAAGGGCCGAAACUUCAUAUCUUCAUAUUAUUGUAGGACUUUUACUUCUAUUUUACUUCAUAUGUUUUAGGACUUUAAUUCGACUUCAUAUUUGUUAGGGUUUUAUUUCGAUUAGGAUUCUAGUUGGAUUUUAUUUACAUAUUAGAUGGAUUAGCCUAACACUAUAUAUACUUAUUAGUUAGGGUUUGUAAAUAGUUUCUUAAUUUGAACUUUCUGCAAGCCUAUUUGGUUUUAUCAGCAAGCUAGAUUCAGCUUUGCGCCUACUUGAGGGACACGUUUUGGUGUUGAAACUUGCUUCUUUCAAGGUUUCUUUCAUGUGUUUUCUCUACACGCACUACACUGCAUCAGAAGGUCCAUGAAAACACUAGAUUAGAUGAUUUGGAAGAAGAAAUGCAGUCAUAAUGUUUCUAUAAAAUGGCCCUAAUUUAUCAAGAAAGAAAGAAAACUGAGUGGUGUUAAGUUUGCCUCUUAACUCUCUUUUGUUUUUAUGUUUGCAAAGUGUUUAGGGUUAAUUGUUAUAUUGUCCCACCAACUUUCUUUUAAAUUUCAAUGUCAGCCAUACUCUUUUUUUUUUUUCUAUUUAGGCCAUCCAACUUCUAUAUUGUCAUAAAUGCUGUCCAAUUUGUUUAUGAGGUGAACAAAAUUAUUUUUUUAUUAAAUUAUUUGCUUCAAAGCUGAAUAAUUUUAAAUGUCUAAUUAAAGCAAAAAAAUAUAAAUUAAGAAACUAAGUUGGAAGGGACAAUCAACAAUUUUUUGUGUGGAAAAAUGGUUAACUUCAAUAAACUUUCAUUGAUUGUUCAACUAAAAGUAAAAUUGUGCUCCAGCCAAAUGAUGAUCAAUAAUUAUCUUGUGGUCUUAAGGCUUGUAAUUGUGGUUGUUGGUCAAUAAUUUUCUUUGUCUAUAUUUGCUUGUUAUUUUUUCAUUUAAAUCUAAAUAUCAACUCAAUUAGAAAACAAUUUUUUAAUAAAAUUGUUUUUGUAAUAUUUGUCAAUUCAUAGUUAUUCCACAUUCAUUUUUAUAUGAAAGUUGAAGUGUUUAAGUAGAAAAAUUGAAAGUUUGAGGUUGUCAUUGACAAAUGAAGUAGUGGUGACUGGAUAAUAUGAACAUUUACCAAAAUUUGACAUGUUUAUUAUUGUUCUGUUUUUUGAAAUAUUUUUUGUAAUAAAAAUAGCUUGCUAUAAAUGAAAUAUACCUCAUAUUGGUGAAAUAACUAAUUGUCUAUGAAUGUGUUAUACUAUUUCUGUCAACUUUGAUGUAUUACAUCAUGUUUGGUUGGAAUUGUUGAAUUUUGAUUUUUCUAAUAAAGUUUCAUGUUAUCUUUCAGGAAAAACAAAAGGAAAAAUUUAUACAACCAACUUUUAUGAUAUAGGAUAUUAUGAUGGGUAUUAAGGCACCAACAUGUACAAAAUACAAGCAUAAUGAAGAUGAAGAUAUUAAGAGAGAUGUAAGGUCAUACAAAAUAUUAGAAAUGUGCUUAGGGUUGAAGUAACUCCUAUUGAAGAUAAGAUGUAAAAGACACAAUUAAGAUAGUUUGAUUAUAUUAGAAGAUCAAUAGAGGCUCCUGUUAGGACGGUGGAUGGAAUGAAACAAGCAUUUAGCAAAAGAGAUAAAAGAAUACCAAGAAAAAGGUUGGUGGAAGACAUUUAGGCAUGAUAAGGUUUUACAAAAGAUAAGACAAUAGAAAGAAAUGGCUAAUGAACUAUAAUUCUUGUAGUCAACCUCACAUAGCUGGAUAAAGACUUAAAAUGUUGUUAUAUCUAAGUUCAUUUGUAAGAUUGAACCUCCAUUGCAAUGGUGAGGUUCCUUUGUGACUGGAAGGCCACAGGUUUAUGUUAGGGAAAUAGCCUUUUUGCAAAAUAAAAGACUAAAAAAAACACCUACUGUGAAAAAAUGGGGGAAUCUCAUGCACUAGGGACAGCCUAUUGUCUUUCUUUCCCAAUUUGAAUAUAAACUGUUAGAGUUUGUACUUGCAAAUUAAAAAUUGAGAUCUAUGUUACCUUGAACGUGGCUUGUUAUAGGACAUGAAAUAUGAAUAGGAACAUGGUGUGCAUGCUAAAAGGUGACAGAAUAACCUAGACACCAAUUAUCAGAUGGGUGCUUCAACCAUCUGGCCAUGGAGAUAGCUGCCAAUAAGAUACCUCUAGAUGAGACUAGUUCAUCCAAAAAAAAGUAGGUGAGACUGAAGCAACUAGUAAUAAAACUGGUAUUAAAGCUACUAGCACAGUCGAUGGAGGAGGUUACCUAGAAUCAUUUAAAUUUUUAAUAAAUAAUAUAACAAGAAGGGCAUGUUACACAGGACUGCCAUUGUUUUAUGGCGGAACAUAAAGAACUCUACAAGCUGCUUAUUUCAUUUUCUUGGUCACUAGCCUUAAUUUAUGAAUAGAUAGGAAGCAGCUUCUGGAGGCUCUUUAGGCAUGGUGACAAGAUUUGUCUAUUAAUUUGGGAUAUUUUAUGUGUGAAGGGUGUCAGUUGGCUCUUGUUGACCAAAUAAGCUUUUGAAAUACUGGGGAAACCUGGGCCAGAAUGGUGUUUGCAAAUCAUCAAGGCAAAUAUUUUCAUGCAUAAACCUUGCAAUGUGUUGCUGGGGAUGGGUUCUUCUAGUCAAUGCCUGAGGGUUGAUUAGCAUAUCUCGAUUAUGGGAGGAAAUGAGCAAUAGGCCCACAGUAAAAUUAAAUAAGGGGAUCCACCUAAAAUUUGAAAUUGCUUGCUGGUGAUUUGAAUCUGGAAAUUUGUCCAUCUCAGUUGCUUUAUGACCUGGGGAUGGAAUUGUUAUGUACUGUACUCUUCCGGUGGAACUGUAAAUCUCUGUUCUCCUAUUGCAGGAUUCCAAAUCCGAAACCUUCAUUUUUGUUUCAAGAACCAACGAAUCAUAUGUAGAAAGCAGCAGCAUUAUUGUCAUGCCAUGUCCUAUCCUGCUUUUAGUAGCUGUGAAUGGAGGAAAUGCAUGGAUAUCUAGGCCAAUAUUCCUGCAAAUUUUAGUGUGGAUUUUGCCCUAAGAAGAGACUGCAGAAUUUCCAAGGACCUGAUUGAGCUUAUUUUCAUUGGUUUCGUGCCAAUUUGGCUUCUCCUUUUUCUAAUAUUCAGAAAUGGAACUGAUCAGAAGUUCUGCUUUUCAGUUCUCUUUCAUUUACUCUCAAAUUAGAUGGAUUUUUCAAAAAGUGUUUUGAAACGGUUCCAUUAAAUUAGGUUGUCAAAGAGUGUUUUGAAACGGUUCCAAAAAAGGUUAUCUUUGCUGUUUUUUAAGAAGUUUUGAAAACAAUACUAAACGGGUACAUCACACCUGAAUCUUAAACGGUUCUUUCUGGUUUACUUUCUUUUGUCUUCUGGGUACCCAAUGCCUGAAUGCAUUUGAUGGAACCAUUGAAGAAUUGGCACCAUGUCCAGAUGGUCUGUCUCAUAUUGGGUAAAGAACAUGUUUAUGGUAAUAGAUGCCUAGCUAAGGAGGCUGGGUUAGUUUCGCUUGAAGCUGUUAAUAAUCCCUUUGUGUUCAGUUGGCUUAAUCUGAUUGUAUGUUGUGGAUGUAAUCGAGGACGAUCCCUUGAUGCAUAAUUGUUGUCAGUUCCUGUUACAAUUUGUUAAGAACAUGAAACCCUUGUAACA